Molecule: messenger RNA, 581 nt
Organism: Salvia splendens (bonfire salvia)
Lineage: Eukaryota; Viridiplantae; Streptophyta; Magnoliopsida; Lamiales; Lamiaceae
Exons: 4
Coding region: 97-408 (103 amino acids)
Source: RefSeq, a predicted model, not a curated record
AAAAACUAAGAAAACCCUCAAACUCAACCCUAAAAUCAGAUCAGAGCCGCCGCCCAUGCCCCGCUCUUCUUCUUCUUCACUGCGCUGACAGGAAGCAUGACUUCCCGCUUGGCUACCUCCGCCAUUCGCUGCCUUUCUCUCCGCAGAGGUGUUCGAUCUUCCGUUUAUGUUUCAGCGGCCGAAGCUCGAUUCGUCCGCAGAAACUUAGAAGAGAUUGAUCCCCGUCAGUUGAAACCUUGGGAUAUUAAACGUGAAUUGGCUAAACCCCCAGCUUACCAUUGGCCACCUGAUCUUGCUUUGAGCGUGUACGAGAUAAAAUGUACAUCAUCAUGCUUACAACUUGACAUCUACCCUAAGCCUAAGCCUGAGACCCUUGUUUAUUAUCAUGGUUGUGUUCUUGAGCUUUAGUUUUUAAAUUUUGUGUAUUUCACAUAUUUUGCUCUCCCUUCUAGCAUAAUAUUCUCCACUUCUAUUUUCAUUUCCAUUCAAAACUUUUUGUGUGUGUGAGAAAGAGAGAUAUUUACUUGUAUUUUGUGAAUGCAGAGACAAUACUAUGAUGAUAGAGCUCUUUUUUCUUGAUU